Molecule: messenger RNA, 1416 nt
Organism: Chaetomium fimeti
Lineage: Eukaryota; Fungi; Ascomycota; Sordariomycetes; Sordariales; Chaetomiaceae
Exons: 3
Coding region: 94-1278 (394 amino acids)
Source: RefSeq, a predicted model, not a curated record
GGUCCAGGUUCGCCAACAGGCGAGGCUCUCAACGCCCGUUUGUCAUAUUUUCCUUUCGUAUCUUGGGCACAUCUCCUGCAGGAGCCCGCUGUGAUGGCUGGCCGGCGUCCAAUUGAUAAACUACCAAACGUGGUCACCGACGUGGUAAUCACCACAGCCAAAACCUUCAGAGCUGCAAGGCAAGAUGGCAAGGGCAACCCCGCCGCCGCCGCUGCGGCGAUGGAGACGCGGGUUCCUGCUGCCGUUGAGCAGUUCAAUGCCAUAUUGGACGAUAUCGAGUCCGAAAUCCUCCUGUCCAAAGCGGUGAUCGAGCGGGAUCUCAAACUCCUUAGAGCCAAACGCCAGCCGCCACCUCCGGAGUCGAAACCUGUUGCUCCACCAGCGCCAAUGGUCAUUGACUUGGACUCCCCGAAAAUGACUCCAAAGGCGUCUUUUCCGGGCUUGCCAGGACCGUCUCUACCUGGGAAGCAGGCCAGUAAACCGGUUGCCCCGUUCCCGAAUAUGGGAUUCGAAGGAGCAUCACCCGAGGUGGCCGCGGCACCCAACCCGAAGGCCGCCCCUAAACCCAAGGAUGUCAAAAACCAGGCCCGACCGGCCGGGGCAACGGGCGCGGCCGCCAGAUCCGCCAGCGCUCCACAAAAGAAGGACGUCAAGGUCCCCUCACCACACUUGCACCGGCCAAGUGGCGUGGCAACGGCCCCUCAAACGCCUCUCAACGCCUCAGCUCAACCCAAAGCGUCGUUUGUUGCCACGGCGGCAGCAAACAGGCAGGCGUCCAGCCUGACCCCUAAUGCCUCGGCCACCAGCGCUGCCACGCCACCGGCCCCCGUCGCCGGAAAUGGGAACAUAUUCACAGACAUGACCUUCUCUGUGGCGCCUCCCCCUGGUGAUACGCACCUUCAAAACCAGGUCCCGCAACCGCAAAGAACAGCGCCACAGCAGCAACCACCCCCGCCAGGAACCAGUAUCACGAACGCCGGGGGCGGGGAUGUCCUGGGCCACCAAAUGGAGCAAUUCAAAGGGGGCCCAGCGGAUGUGGCCAACAUGGACGUUGGGAUCCCGGACAUCAAAGCCGGGGACGCUAACACCAUUAGCAACGUUGAUGACAAGAUCGACGGGCUUUUCGAUUUGGGUCCCGGCGACCUCGACACCAUUGAUCUUGAAUAUGACCUCGGCAACGGAGACAACAGCAACUUCAACGACAUGUACUUCCCUACAGGCGACAACAAUGGUGGGGCGGGAGAGUUUGACGACGCUUUCUUCAAUCUCAAUGGAUGAUCUGGGUACUGAGAAUGACUUGGGGCAACGGAGUUUCGGAUAUGUAGGGUUUCACACUUAGAUACCAGGUUUGCCUCGAGGCAUCAGGGGCCCUCGAGAUUUAUUCGGGGUUCAAAAUUUCACUGAUAAUUAUCCUAA